Molecule: messenger RNA, 2577 nt
Organism: Mandrillus leucophaeus (drill)
Lineage: Eukaryota; Metazoa; Chordata; Mammalia; Primates; Cercopithecidae
Gene: DENND10
Product: family with sequence similarity 45, member A
Exons: 7
Coding region: 497-1237 (246 amino acids)
Biological process (GO): regulation of early endosome to late endosome transport; protein transport
Cellular component (GO): late endosome
Molecular function (GO): small GTPase binding; guanyl-nucleotide exchange factor activity
Source: RefSeq, a predicted model, not a curated record
AGCUUCUGCGGUGCGUGGCAUUGUAGUAUCCCGGAUUUCCUCUCCCGUCAUGGUGCAAGAGAAGUGAGAACUCGGAGCUACUGCCAGCCGCCUCCUCUGCUUCCUGCCCUUUAAUGCAGCACUAUGCUCUCUCUUGCAUGUAUGCACGUCCAUGUAUUUGUACACACACACACACACAGGUCUGCGUGUACAUGCACACACUCAUAGGCAAAGACUUCUUUUCUUCAUGAAAGAGGUUGAUGGAGUUGUCUCCCUCCGUUUCUGGUGAGAGGAGCAGGCAGGCGUGCCUUCCACACACAGCUUGCUGCGCACAGCCGCAGCGGAAGCCCGCAGGAGGGAACCUCAUUCCCUGUGUGGCUGCAGGUUCACUGCCGUGGUCCCCAGCCUCUAGUCGCUUGCAGCUAGUGGCCCUGCUAGAGAACCAGGGUUUCAUGCACACUUGCAGUCAGCUGUCCGGGCCAGGUGUGGCAGCCUAUGGAUGUCUAUCUGAACAAGAAUGUACCUGAAACAUGGGAGCCCAGUUAAAAUGAUGGAGAGUUAUAUUGCAGUUCUCACAAAGGGGAUAUGCCAGAGUGAAGAAAAUGGCUCUUUCCUUAGUAAGGAUUUUGAUGUCCGAAAGGCCUACCUGGCUGGCUCCAUCAAAGACAUUGUAUCUCAGUUUGGAAUGGAAACUGUUAUCUUACACACAGCACUGAUGCUAAAGAAAAGAAUUGUGGUGUAUCACCCCAAAAUAGAAGCGGUCCAGGAGUUUACCAGGACUCUGCCUGCCCUGGUGUGGCACCGACAGGACUGGACCAUCCUUCACUCUUACGUGCACCUCAAUGCCGAUGAGCUGGAAGCCCUGCAGAUGUGCACAGGUUACAUCGCUGGAUUUGUAGACCUGGAGGUGAGCAACAGACCAGACCUCUAUGAUGUGUUUGUGAAUCUGGCAGAGAGUGAGAUUACCAUUGCUCCCCUUGCAAAAGAGGCCAUGGCAAUGGGCAAACUGCACAAAGAAAUGGGUCAGCUAAUUGUUCAGUCUGCAGAAGAUCCAGAGAAAUCAGACAGCCAGGUGAUACAGGAUAUUGCUCUAAAAACAAGAGAAAUCUUUACCAACCUAGCACCAUUUUCAGAAGUUUCGGCUGAUGGAGAAAAGAGAGUCCUUAAUUUGGAGGCACUAAAGCAAAAACGAUUUCCACCAGCAACAGAAAACUUCCUUUAUCAUCUAGCAGCAGCCGAACAAAUGCUGAAAAUCUGACUGUGUGACAGAAUGUAUCACUGAUGACUGAUAGAAAGCCCUCUUUCACUCUGAUUAUCCAUUAACUACAUAAAGUCCUGAAAAUAACAGAGAAACUGUUACAUAUUUUUAAUGAUUUAUUUGCAGGUAUUGAGAUUUGACCUGAAAAACAAUGAAACACAUGAACAUACUUCUGAUUUUCUCCUAGCUGAUUAGUUUCCUGCCUGCUGUCAGUGCUGGACAAAGUGCUGUUACUACUUUAUAGAACAUUACAAAACAGCUAGAGGUCCUGGGGUAAGAGAAAAAAAGCACAUUAUGACAAAUGCGAAAGCCUUCAUUAUUACACAUUCCAGUUUCUCACUGUGUAGUCAUAAGCAAAUGGUUUACUUUCAGAAAGCUGCCUGAAAUGUCCCUUUGUAUUCUAGGAAGAACUUUAAUUCCUCCUGAGGAACUCUACUUUCUGAGCCCAACUGCUAAGUUUUCUGCGGAACUGUCUAGAAGAUCAUUCAAGAGAGCCCGCGGUUGCACUUUCUUGUAAAAGUUAAAAAAACAAACAAAAAAGGUUUUUCCCGGCUUUUGAAUAUUUUGCCUAUAUUAUGAGAGUUUUGCAUAUAUUUUAUACUUGAGUAGACAACUUUAAUAAUCCAUAUUUAUACUAUCGCAGAUGUAAGCAUUUGGCAAACGUUCAGCCAUUGGCACUCAUUUAACCCUGUUAGCAAUAUUCUUUUGAAAAAGGUGCCAGUCCUUAUGUGGUAAACUAAGAAGCCCAUUGAAUAUAACAGUGUGUAGGACUGAAACAGUGACCUUAUAUUAUUGCUAAGGGAAUAUGAGAUUAACUUCCUAUAGGGGCCAAAACCAGAGAAAGGCUUCCAACAACUUUGGUGAAAGUAAUUUGGCCACAUGUCAAGCCAACUGUUUGUAUUCAUUUAUGUACCUUUUUCACAACUGGAGACCUUAACAUUGCCAAAUCAGCAUGGAGGCCUCAAUUACGUGCUUGUUAGUGUGUCAUUCAUGUUGAUUGUAAGGGAUUACUUUCACUCAGUACUGAUGUCCUUGGAAAUCUUACCUGGAAACAUGUUUGCAAAAAACAUUAUUGGAUCUUUCUUUUUUUUCUUGGUAUUACAUAUUUGUUAAAUAAAAAUUAAACACCCUCCCUUUUUGAGUGAGGGCAGGGGAGGACCUGAAAUAAGAUGAUGUUUACUAAGGCAAAUAAUUGAAAAUUAAAUCUGCACUUUAUGGAAAUGAAAAAUACUAACAUCUUUUUCCUCAUUUUUUUGUAUUACUAUAUUAGCUAAUGAUCAAAGUUGUUAAAAUUAUAAAUUUAUGAUGCAGAAAUAAAAUGGAAAUGUUUUGAUAUUCAA